UAGUUUACAAUGAAAACAUACGCUGUUAAACUUUCCGUGACACAACAAUAAAGAUGGAACAGUAUCCCAUUGUAUGGACCCUAUAUUUUUUGAUACUGAUACAGAGCAUACUGCAGAUCGACACGUCAAGGCCUCCGCUUCGGCCGAAUAAACUCGUAUCGUAUUCCCUGCCUCAGAAACGAGCGCUCAAGAAGGCUUUGGGGAUCAACGAGGAUGUCUACUUGAACUUCACAGAACUAACCGCCAAAUACGACUACCCAACAGAAGUGCAUACAGUGACAACCGCCGAAGGUUACAUUUUAAAAGUGUUCAGAAUAUUAUCAAAGUGCAGUGAAACUGAUAAACAGUACCCAGUGUUGUUGUUACAUGGUAUAUUUGAUACCACAGACUUGUGGGUAGUUCCUGGAACAAGGAAUGGUCUCGGAUAUGUGCUGGCUGAUAACUGUUACGACGUGUGGGCAGCUAACCACAGAGGCAACUAUUAUUCACGGAAACACGUCAAACUUGAUCCUGAUAAAGAUCAAGAGUAUUGGAAUUUCACUUUUGAUGAACAUGGGAACUAUGAUCUGCCUACAUUUAUAGACUACGUUCUUCGAAGUACUGGACACUCGAAGUUGUUCUUCGUAGGACAUUCUCAAGGCACAACUGAUUACUUUGUCCUGACUUCUAUGCAACCUGAAUACAAUGAUAAGAUAAGGUUGGCAGCAAUGCUGGGUCCUGUGGCUUGGAUGAAAAAUUUAAGACAUCCCAUAGCCCGCAUUGGUGCACAACAUUACAUGGCAAUAAAGGCCUUUUCGGAGAAUGCGGGUAUCAGUGAAAUAUUGGGUAGAGAGCAUUUAGUACAUUUCUUUCUAGAGUUUAUUUGUGGAUUAGUUCCCAGUUUUUGUGAUUUAGGGCUGUCUUUGUCAACUGGUUAUAAGCCAGGUUCGAUACCCCUCAAAGAUAUUUCUGUGGCUGUGGCCCACGAGUUAAGCGGUACUUCUGUUAAGAACUUGGCACAUUUUUCCCAGUUGAUUCUAAGCGGAAGAUUUCAGCGUUACGAUGAAGGUUCUGAAGGGAACUUGGAACGGUACGGUACUCGAAAGCCACCCCAAUAUAACGUGUCUCAGAUCACUUCACCAAUCUUGUUGAUAACUGCUCAAAGUGAUUUACUAUCAACACUGAAAGAUAUCGAUAUUUUAGCGCCUAAACUGCCUAAUUUAGUAGAAAACUACGUAGUGCCAGAACCUUAUUGGAGUCAUCAUAAUCACCUAUGGGAUUUAAAAGCACCUGACCUCGUGUUUUCGAAAAUUUUAGAGUAUUUCAACAAAUAUAGAGAUUAGCACAUUUGCGUAUCCUAUUUGAUUACGAUUAAUUAUUUAAUUUAUUAUAGGAAUUUCAUUUCAACCAAACAUUAUUUUUAUCGCUUAAACCGCGGAAGUGGAAAACUUUGGGGGAGCAUGUUUUCUGAAACGGUGGCGACGACGAUUAUUAUUUUUAUAGUGAUAGUAAGUGAAGUGAGUACAAUUGACAUACAAUUUUAGAAAUUCAAGUUCGCAAUACGUUAAUUUCAAAAUAAAUACCGAAUAUUUUAUAGGAAUUGAAAUAUUUACAACAUAGAUUUUUUCAAAAUAAUCGGAUGGCCACUACUUAAAUACUUCCUUAAAACCCGGAAAUAUAAUUAUGCUAAUACAUCAUCGAAUGGUUUUCAGAAACAUUAUUCAAAUUCAAACGGUAUUCUACAAUGACACGGAAUGUGUGUUUAGCGACAUUGAAUUAUUUAUUCAAGAUUUUGGCAAAAAUUUUAAAAACCUUCAUAAUUUAUUCAUCACUACACUUUACUUGUUUAAAAAAAUUUAGAGUAAUAGUAUUAACUUACAUUUUUCUUAAAGUCAAAAGGAUGAUAAGAAGCUUUAAUAAUACAAACAAAGGGUAGUAUAAUUCAUUUUCAUAAAAAAUGGAUUUACUCAUUAUUACCACUAUUUAUUUAAAUAAUAAUAUUUCAACUUAUUCUCUUCUUCAGGCCUACAAAUUAUUGAUCGAUGAUCUAACAGUUACGGCAGCAAGUCAUAAAGAAUAUUACCCAAUAUUCAAGUUCACGCAAGCAAAGCCGCAGGGCAUCUGCCCUGCGGCUAUAUGCGGGUAUAUGUAUAUGGCUUAUGUUAUAUACCUACAUAUACUGGCACUGUGACCGGAUUUCUCUAAUAACAAGUGUAGGCAGACUUGUAUUAUAUCGGAGAUGUUAAUAGACAAAUAUUGGUAUUACAUGAUCUAGCGUAAUGGCUAAAUUAAGGACAGAAAGUGAAAAUAUAGCCGGAGAGUAAAUCCGAAUUGAAAAUCUCUUUCCUUUUAGGAAGUCGGUUAACAAACGAUAUUUUUUUGUUUAUUUUUUUCAAGUUUAAGUUGCAUUUCAAGGGAUAAGGGCUGCGGAAUUUUGCGAAAGGGUUACCGCAUCCAAUUACUAAAUAAAGGGCUUCAGAGGAAACAUGAUGGAUUUUGGCAAGAGUAAGAGUCUGACACUCCCUCACGCUGCUAACUCACAGCGGAAAAAUUAUACAUACCUAACUAUUAAAAUUCCGUUUUGGUUAUAUUUAACACUGCUCGGAACAACGGCCUUAAAACAUAUUUGCGCAUUCAAUCGAGUUCACCUCUACUAGUGUGUGAACUUGAAAACUGCAUUAACGUCAGUUUCUUUAAUUUACUUCCCAAAACUAUAAUUAGCAUUUAAAAUUCCUUUAAUUAAAGGUACAAGAAGGUUACGUUGAUAAAUAAGUAGGUUCAUGCAUUGCAACCAAAAUAAAUCUAGUCAUCUUAGAAUUAAGCUGAAAAUAAAUGUUUUGUUCAUGUC
Molecule: messenger RNA, 2827 nt
Organism: Helicoverpa zea (corn earworm)
Lineage: Eukaryota; Metazoa; Arthropoda; Insecta; Lepidoptera; Noctuidae
Product: lipase 3-like
Exons: 1
Coding region: 54-1322 (422 amino acids)
Molecular function (GO): hydrolase activity, acting on ester bonds
Source: RefSeq, a predicted model, not a curated record